AGAGAGAGAGGGAGAGAGAGAGAGAGAGAGAGAGAGAGAGAGAGAGAGAGAGAAACGCUAACACCGCACCGUAUCAUAUCCAAUUCCAAUUCAUCAUCACUCUUACGCUUUCUCUCUUUCUUUCCUUUUCUUCCAAAUUCUCUCUUUCUUUUUAACCUAACCCUACAAUUAUGCCCCAAAAUCCCAUUAACACAGAAAAUCGCAAUUACCCCAAUUUCCUCACCCUAGCGUAGAUCGAUCUCUUCCUCCUUCUACCGUUUUCGUGCAUUCGGGAAUUCCACUCCUGGUUCCCUGCUAUGUAUGGCACUUAGUAUUUUCCCUUUUUAGGAUUAGGGGUGGGUGGGUUGGUUGGUUGGUUCUUUUGGCUGCGUCUCGGUUAGGGUUCCCAACUUUGUCGCUUUGAAUGGAACCUCGUGUUGGGAAUAAGUUUCGCCUGGGUCGGAAGAUCGGAAGCGGCUCCUUUGGGGAGAUCUAUUUAGGUACUAAUAUUCAAACAAACGAAGAGGUCGCAAUUAAGCUUGAAAAUGUCAAGACAAAGCAUCCUCAGUUGCUGUAUGAGUCCAAGCUGUACAGAAUCCUACAGGGAGGAACUGGAAUCCCAAAUGUCAGAUGGUUUGGAGUCGAGGGAGAUUAUAAUGUUUUAGUGAUGGAUCUGCUGGGACCCAGUCUUGAAGAUCUAUUCAACUUCUGUAGUAGAAAGCUAUCACUGAAGACAGUUCUCAUGCUUGCUGAUCAAAUGAUCAACCGUGUUGAGUUCAUUCAUUCUAAAUCAUUUCUGCAUCGAGAUAUCAAACCGGAUAACUUUCUAAUGGGAUUAGGAAGGCGUGCAAACCAGGUUUAUGCAAUCGAUUUUGGUUUGGCUAAGAAAUACAGAGAUAGUUCAACACAUCAACAUAUUCCUUACAGGGAAAAUAAGAAUUUGACUGGAACUGCAAGAUAUGCUAGCAUGAAUACUCACCUUGGCAUUGAGCAAAGCAGAAGAGAUGAUCUUGAGUCUCUUGGUUAUGUUUUGAUGUAUUUCUUGAGAGGAAGUCUUCCUUGGCAGGGACUUAAAGCAGGAACCAAGAAACAGAAGUAUGAGAAAAUCAGUGAAAAGAAGGUUUCAACCUCGAUUGAAGCCUUGUGUCGUGGCUAUCCAACAGAAUUUGCAUCUUACUUUCAUUACUGCCGAUCAUUAAGGUUUGAUGAUAAGCCAGAUUAUGCUUACCUCAAAAGGAUAUUUCGGGACCUUUUUAUACGUGAAGGAUUCCAGUUCGAUUAUGUCUUUGAUUGGACCAUUUUGAAGUAUCAGCAAUCACAGUUAGCCACUCCUCCAACACGAGCCAUUGGUCCUAGUGCUGGAACCAGUUCUGGAAUGCCCCCAGCUGUUACUAAUGCUGAUAGGCAUACAGGAGGGGAAGAAGGGCGACCUCCUGCUGUGGUUUCAGUGGAUUCCUCAAGGCGCAGAAUGUCAGGGCCCAUUUUAAAUACUUUAUCAAGUGCCAAUGUCUUGGGUCAGUCAAGUGGAUCAUCGAGGCGAGUUGCUGUUUCUGGUAGUCGUGAUGCAUUUGUUGGUACCGAGUCGGAUAUUCGUACUCGCACUGCUGAAGCUAGCCCUGGAGUAGCGCACAGAGGUUUGAGUGGGCAAAGAAGUUCACCAAUUGGAUCUUCUGAUCCCAAGAGAGUUGUAGCAUCCGGGAGAAAUGUGAAAAAUUAUGACUCUGUACUCAGAGGAAUGGAAGGUUUGCAGUUAGAGAAUGAAGAGAGGACCCAUUAUUAAUAUCUCACCUAGUGAAUUUGUGAUUUGAUAGGCACUGCCAAAGUUGCUUAUGUUGCUAAGUUGAGCUGUGAGGAAAUUUGGAUCUGAACUUGAAAUUCUGGCUUUGUAUUGUGUUAACUCAUCUGCUCAAAUGGAUGAUGCUGAGAAGCUGAAAUAAUUUGAGCUAAAUCAGGGAUUGUGCUUGCUGUAUAGCUCAGUUUUAAUUGGCACUUCUGGCUGGAACUCCUAAGUUUUAUAACAUCUUUUUCUGUGAGUUAUUAUAUUGGUUUACCAGAUGUUUUACAGUUUCACGUGGAUUACAAAUGUCAACUAUCAAAUACCAGCGAAAAUUGUAAUUAGCCAUUGUACUCAUUCUGGGAUAAGUUUCCCCCUGGUUUCCACGAUGUAAUUCUCUGGCAAUUGUUUUGGUAUUAGGAACUUGAAUGUUCUUCCUUGAGAGGUUCCUACAAAAGCCUAAGUCACAAUCUCCAGUUUUUCUUGUAUGUAUUCUGUUUUGAUCUGUGAAAAAGGUUUUCAUUAAAUUGAAUUUAAA
Molecule: messenger RNA, 2291 nt
Organism: Vigna unguiculata (cowpea)
Lineage: Eukaryota; Viridiplantae; Streptophyta; Magnoliopsida; Fabales; Fabaceae
Product: casein kinase 1-like protein 1
Biological process (GO): protein phosphorylation
Molecular function (GO): protein kinase activity; ATP binding
Source: RefSeq, a predicted model, not a curated record